CCCGUCGCAUGAAGCGGAGUCCUUCGUUCUAACAGGUCCGAUCGGAUUUUAGGUCCCAUCGAAAUCAUAUCCACAGCCUGAGAUCGCAAUAGUAUCAAUGCCUCGAAAAGGUAGUUCGAAGGUCAAGACGGGUUGUCUAACCUGCAAGGUUCGCAAAGUAAAAUGUGACGAAGGCAAACCCCAUUGUCGGCGCUGCGUGUCUACGGGUCGCAAGUGUGAUGGGUAUGUGCCGGUCGCAUCUUCUACAAGUCUAUCAUGGCAUCGUCCGCGGCAUCUGUUCCCAAAUGUUGAUGAUGUAAAGGAGCGGCGAGCCUUGCAGUUUUUUUGCCAAGCUGCUGGGCCCUCUCUGUCCGGUCCCAUGGACCCCUAUUUUUGGACACAUCUAGUUAUGCAGUUUAGCACUUUUGAGCCUGCAGUUAGACAUUCCGUUGUCGCAAUUAGUUCUCUCUACGAACGCAUACAUUCAGAGUCGACGUCGAUGCAACCAAUAGCUGAUAACAGACUUGCGCUAUUUCACUACAACUCGGCGAUCCGAGAUCUGAAGUCGAUGGAAAAUGAGCCCUUGGUGUUGCUAGUAUGCAUAUUAUUUGUGUGUAUUGAAUUCCUGUUAGGAAACCGGGAGGCGGCUAUUCAACACUGCAAACAUGGUGUCCUGGUCCUGGAAAAUGCCGAGACUCUGUACCCCUGGACAAAAGAACAUCUCUCACCAAUCUUUCGACGGCUGACACUAUUCCCUUUUUUCUUCGGGUUUGAUUAUACCAGCUUUCCGAAGCUCGUCAACCUGGAUGAUCAGUUACCGCCCUCAUUCGAAUCAUUUGAGGAGGCACUGUAUUAUUUAGACGGAAACACUGUGAGGACUGUUCGAUUGGUUCGUCGUGGAGAUGACUAUCGACUCGGGGACAUGCGCCAUAAACCGGUGUCAUCCGAUCUUCUGUCGGAACAACGUAAGAUUAAGAGCUUGCUAGGCGAGUGGAACUCUCGCUUCUUGGAUGUCCUGAAUAAACCCUCGGCAGUUGCCAGGUCAGAAGAGACACUUUGUAACAUCAAUUUAAAAUAUGAAGUUUCCCAGAUAUGGGCGGACGUGGCUUUCGAAUACGACGAAACGAUAUACGACAAGUAUCUCGACAAAUUUCGCUCAAUGGUGGCCCAGGCCGCGCAACUACACUUGUCGAAACCCCACGACUUGAGGGUAGCCCCGAAAUUCAUCUUCGAGAUGGGAUUCGUGGCACUGCUUUUUUAUAUUGUCAUUAAAUGUCGAUGCCUAGAGACUAGACUUCGGGCGCUCUCAUUGAUGAAGGUACUCGGCGUAUCUAGGGAAAACCUUUGGGAAGUCGCUCCGAUGCAUGCGAUCGGCCGACGGUCUGUUGAACUCGAACACGAUUGCCUCAUUGACGAAACGGAUCAACUGUCUACUCCACCCCGCUGGCCAGGUCUACCACCUGAUGAGUCGAGAAUUAGAGAUUCCACCACAAGUCCCUCGCUAACUAUCCAAACUGAUGCCCAGGGCCAGGAAAUUAUUGGCAGAACGACAGGGUUCUUCAAACGAAAAGCCGACGGCAGUAUUUAUAUUCAGAACGAAUUUAUUCCAGAAACGUGGAAGGUUUAUAAUCAUUAAAAUGUUCUUCAUGGUUAGAUUUGCGAAAUUCGCCUGCUAGAGAGUUGCGCAUAUGCCUAGAUUGUAUAUAUUUAUUAAUAAUCUCUAACCCUUCUCUCCUGCUCUUGUGGCGGUUGUCUCGAG
Hypoxylon trugodes is the source of this 1738-nucleotide messenger RNA. RefSeq lists its product as uncharacterized. Gene Ontology annotation, molecular function: zinc ion binding; DNA-binding transcription factor activity, RNA polymerase II-specific. Gene Ontology annotation, biological process: regulation of DNA-templated transcription. Bases 98 to 1615 code for a protein of 505 amino acids. The record is from RefSeq and is a predicted model, not a curated record. NCBI's taxonomy places the organism in Eukaryota, Fungi, Ascomycota, Sordariomycetes, Xylariales, Hypoxylaceae. The transcript is spliced from 3 exons.